This is a messenger RNA of Anoplopoma fimbria (sablefish), 655 nucleotides long. RefSeq lists its product as uncharacterized. Gene Ontology annotation, molecular function: protein histidine phosphatase activity. Gene Ontology annotation, biological process: peptidyl-histidine dephosphorylation. The transcript is spliced from 3 exons. Bases 23 to 436 code for a protein of 137 amino acids. Gene Ontology annotation, cellular component: cytosol. The record is from RefSeq and is a predicted model, not a curated record. NCBI's taxonomy places the organism in Eukaryota, Metazoa, Chordata, Actinopteri, Perciformes, Anoplopomatidae.
AUAGACAUCCCAAAAUAAAGGCAUGAGUGACACCAUGUUGUCUGUCUCCAGUGCUCUGACUAAAGCUACAGACACAAUGGCAGACGCUCUGGCGAAAAUCCCCGUUGUUGAGAUCGAUCCAGAGGGAACCUUUAAGUACAUUCUGCUUAGAGUGAAAGUGAAAGAUGGCGAAGUGCACAAAGACAUAGUCCGGGGCACAAAAAGUGCAGAGUAUCACAAUCAUAUAUUUGAGAAGGUCAAUCCAGCUAUGGAGGCCUUGGGGAUGGAGUGUAAAUGCCUCGGAGGAGGGAAGAUAGAGCACAACAGCAAAGAGAAAAAACUGAAGGUGUUUGGAGAAUCAACUGCGUUUGGUAAAGCAGACCAUUCUGUGUCUGUAGAGAAGUUGAAGAGUGCCUACAGCGACUAUGAGAUCACCUGGUCCGAUGACAAAAAGUGAACCUACAUCUCAUUUUAAAUGUCUAACUUUAUUUAUUAGUUUCAAAACAACCCACCGUUUUUCAAUUCAAGUACACCAUUUUGCAUUAUCUGUUUUCUUCUGAUUCUGUGAAAGCACAAAAAAAUCAUAUUAUGAAAUGUACACACCAAAAAUAUGCUGGAUUUUGUUUAAACUCUGCAAAUAUCUUUUUCCUUUUAUAAAUCGAAUGAUUCAUCUCUA